This is a messenger RNA of Liolophura sinensis, 827 nucleotides long. Its product is annotated as EH domain-binding protein 1-like. NCBI's taxonomy places the organism in Eukaryota, Metazoa, Mollusca, Polyplacophora, Chitonida, Chitonidae. The coding region runs from base 1 to 696 and encodes 231 amino acids. The transcript is spliced from 6 exons. The record is from RefSeq and is a predicted model, not a curated record.
AUGGCUAAUUCUGGAAAAUCACAGAGCAACCAAACAAGCUUUGUGUUGUAUGGACCAGAAGGAACCGACGAAAAUCUAACCACAGCCCAGAGCUGGGUGCCAAGUAUCAAAAACCCAUACUUGGGCUCGGUAAACUGGACUGUCCCAGAGAAUGUAGAGAUUACAGUGACACUAUUUAGGGAUUCCAGACAAGAGGAGUACGAGGAUAAAGAAUGGACUUUUGUGAUAGAGGAUCAAACUGCAAAUGGAAGAAGAAAGAUCCUGGCCAGCAAGUCUAUAAAUAUGAAGAAUUAUGCGAGUCACAUUCCUUCACAAACUAACAUAAAAGUGAAACUGAAACCAGCUACAAAGAAGGUUGUAUCUGCAAGCAUCACACUCACUCUCUCCUGUGUCUUCCUAAGGGAAGGCAAGGCUACUGAUGAGGACAUGCAGAGUGUUGCGAGUUUGAUGAGUAUUGGGAAAGCUGACAUCGGCAAUCUUGAUGAUUUAGACGAAGAUGAGGAGGAUGAUGACAAUUUGUCUGCCAAAAUCAAUGAGAUGGCGUCUCAGUAUGAGUCUCAUCUUAGUGACACAAGUAACUAUGAUAAUCCCUUUGAUGUGCCUGAGUUUGAGGAGGAGGAGGACGGUUUGCAUGCUUCACCCCCUCUCUUUGAAAAGUGUAAACCCGAGAGAAAUCCAAGACACCCCCUUUCAUGAAUCCGUUUAAUGAAGAGGAAGAAUACGAUAGGGAUAAAAACCCUUUUGCUGACCCAGACCCCUCACUUUUGAACCAGUUUGAAGAGCCACGCCCCUCAGAUAGAUCUGUGUCCUCAGCUCCGUUUGAAGAG